Molecule: messenger RNA, 888 nt
Organism: Chelonoidis abingdonii (Abingdon island giant tortoise)
Lineage: Eukaryota; Metazoa; Chordata; Testudines; Testudinidae
Source: RefSeq, a predicted model, not a curated record
CUCUCUUCCGUUUCGACCCCACCACAGAAAAAGGCUCUUCUGGCUCUAAAGAAGCAACAGAGUUCGACCAGCCAGGCCAGCCAGGGAGGCAUUAAACGCUCCAUCUCGGACCAGCCGGUGGUGGACACAGCCACGGCCACGGAGCAGGCCAAGAUGCUGGUGAAGACGGGAGCCAUCAGCGCCAUCAAGGCGGAGAACAAGAACUGCGGGUUCAAGCGCUCGCGGACGCUGGAGGGGAAGCUGAAGGACCCUGAGAAGGGACCAGCCCCCACCUUCCAGCCCUUCCAGCGCAGCCUGUCAGCCGACGACGAAUGCCAGGAGUCCCGGCGCCCCCAGCGGAAAUCCCUAUAUGAGAGCUUUGUGAGCUCCAGCGAGCGCCUGCGGGACCCUGAGAAGGAGCCGGAGGACGAGCGGGACCCUGAGAAGGAGCCGGAGCGCGGCGAGGGGCUGCGCACAUUUGAGUGGGACUACGACCGGGACCGCAGCCGGGAGCGGAGCCGCGAGAGGGACCGGGACCGUGAGAGGGACACCAGCUUCCGCCGUACGGCACCACGGGGCCUGGGCAUCAGGGGAGUGGGGGCUGGUGGUACCCUCACCCAGUGCUGUGUGUUCAGCCGGGGCAACAGAGGGGCUGGGGUCAGAGCCAUGCCCCUUCUCCCACAGCUCAACGGGGCCGUUGUCGAGGACGUGCAGCUGAAAGUCAGCAUCGCUCGCAAGCAGCCCAUGCUGGACGCGGGCACCGGGAAAUCUGUCUGGGGAUCAUUGGCCGUGAAGAACAGUGCGAAGGGCUCCCACCGGGACCGGCGCUCGCAGGUGGUCUACAAUGAGGACCUGUUCUGAGCCCGCAGGGGGGCUCGUUAGCACCUUAAUAAACCCACUGAAACGGCA